AUGAGGGGGACAUUCGCAUACGGGGGUCUUCUGUUAGUCACACUGCUACUGACUUCAGCGGAUGCCAAAGGAACUCUCUAUGGAAGCCCAUACAGAUAUAAUCUACACAAGUCUGGGAGCGUCCCACAGUACAGCCCUGGAAAACCAGCGGGCCACCAUAAGAACUUCUGUGCCUACGUUGUCCAGAAGAACGUCACCUGUGUAAUGCAAGAUGGAGUGGCCACAUAUGUCAAACCGGAGUACACUACCAAGUGCAUAUGGGGACAGAAAUGUCCUGUGCUCAUGUAUCGGACACUCUUUAAACCACAGUACAAAAUCGGUUAUAAAACCAUCACUGAACUGGAGUGGCGUUGCUGCCCAGGUUACUCUGGAGAGAACUGCGGUGAUGGGACGACCUCCAACCCGGAUGCGAUGAUGCCACCCUUCAAAGGCUCUUUCCCUCUGCCCGGGGUGAAGGGUUACCCCAGGGGUCAUCCCAAUAUCCCUGUAUCAAGGCUGGAGCCUGGUAAACCAUUCCCCUUUCCUGGAGGUCACCCUGACAACAAGCCCAUCCCUAGUGGAUACCUGCCACCAGAGACUCCUAAAACAACUUAUGGUCCAAAAGCGGGAGUCUCUGGUGAACGUUUAGACCGCAUUGAAGAAAACCUUCGUAAACUCUCUCAAGAUCUGGACACCUUGAAUGGCUUGGUGACUGGCAUGGAGGAACGUCUGCGAGUCUCUCUUCGGGAGGACACUAAGAAGAUGCUGACCAUCUUGCUCGGUGGUUCCCCACGGCUGCUGGAUACCUCUGUGGGCUUCGGGCUGAUCCCAGAGGGCACGCCGCAUGGCUUAGACGGUGAAGAGAACCUCCCUGGUUUUGGAGAGUUGGUGGGAAGGGUGAUGGAGGUCAAAGAUGAGCUGAGAGCCAAGAGCGACAUACUGGACGAGAUCCGUGGGAUGGUGAUGGGACACGACGGCCAGCUAAAGAAGCUGAUAGACACUGCCACAGGGAGGCUCAUCCCUGGAGAUCAGCGGCAUCUAGAGGAACUUCUGGACUCCAGAUUGACCGGCAUGAGGGCGGAGGUCCUCGAUGGUUUUGAGAGGAGACUGACGGGUUUGGAGAGCCACUGUGAUGAGGGAAUCGGUCAGGUUGCCAGGAUUUUCUGUAUAGACUUCAGAACCUUCACCUUCAAGGCUCCUCUGUUUGUGUGUUUCCAGACCAAGGACCUUCUCUGUGCUCAGGAGUUCAUCGUUCACCAGUGCAUCGUGUUCAAGACUGUGGAGCCACCACUGCAGCGUGGCUCAGGUCAACAAGUGGAAGACGCCACGGCCCAGACGCGGAACAUAACUAUCACUCUUUCCAAACCUCUUUCCAGAGACCGUUGA
Molecule: messenger RNA, 1365 nt
Organism: Sinocyclocheilus grahami
Lineage: Eukaryota; Metazoa; Chordata; Actinopteri; Cypriniformes; Cyprinidae
Product: EMILIN-3-like
Exons: 5
Coding region: 1-1365 (454 amino acids)
Cellular component (GO): extracellular matrix
Molecular function (GO): protein binding
Source: RefSeq, a predicted model, not a curated record